This is a messenger RNA of Phytomonas sp. Hart1, 1446 nucleotides long. NCBI's taxonomy places the organism in Eukaryota, Euglenozoa, Kinetoplastea, Trypanosomatida, Trypanosomatidae. The record is from the annotation of a GenBank genome assembly.
AUGAAGCCUGAUUUCAAAGGCUCCAUGAUGCAAUGCAAUUCAAAAAAUAUUCUCACUGAUGAAAAGAAGGAACUGCUGCGUAAGCAGAUAAUCCCUAACGCGAUACAGAUGCACAAGGACCGCCUGCUGGUGCAACCGCUCAAAGAUAGCAUCCUUGUUGAACACUUUAAUGGGAAACUUUGCUCUCACUUUACGAUUCCCCAGUUCCACCACGACACCGGUGUACCGGAUACCGAUUUCCUGCUGUAUGUAGCGGCGGGACCAACUGUACCUGUUGUGUGCAUGUGGGCACUCACGUGCCAAUAUGACCCCAGCGGCCGCCCCUUGGUAGGUGUUGCCAAUAUUGGGUCCGUAGACACUAAGGAUAUUUUCUUUUCAACACAUACCCUGGUGCACGAGAUAUUGCAUGCGUUGGGAUUUGAAAUUGAAUUUUUUAAAAAUCGAAAUAUGGUUGAUACUGUGUCUGUUCGUAAUAAACCAGCAAGUUAUGUUCUGAAGUCGCCCAAAGUGGUGGAAGUCGCGAGGGCUCAUUACGGGUGCAGUACCAUGCAGCACGUGGAGUUGGAGGACAUUGGUGCCAUGGAGUCUGUCGGCUCACACUGGAAGAUGCGCAACGCAAAGGAUGACUUGAUGGCUCCUUCUGAUUCUGCAGGUUUCUACACUGCCAUCACCAUUGCGGCGAUGGAGGACACGGGCUACUACAAAGGCAACUACCGCAAUGCUGAAAGUAUGGCAUGGGGUAAGAAUGCCGGUUGUGUGCUCUUUGAUAAGAACUGCGUUAUUGACGGUGUGUCGCAGGUGCCGGAGAUGUUUUGUGACAGUUUUAUCUUUUUUAAAAGUGAGUACACGUGUACAUCAGACCGGAUGGGCAUUGGAGACUGCAUGAUCAAGCAUCAUACCGGCUUACCAAUAUAUUUCCAGUACUUCCCAAAUCCGAUUAUAGGUGGGAAGAAUCCAUUUAUGGAUUACUGCCCAUACAUAAGAUCUUAUUUAAGUACUAUGUGUUUUAAUGGGGAUGCAGGAAUGCUGUCUGGUUCUGUGUUUUCAGAAUCUGCGCGAUGUUUUUCAGCUGUCUCGAGGACUCCUCUCCAGAUAAGUGAUGGGCAAAAUAUGCUCUCUAUUUGCGCAGACGUGCAGUGUGACAAGGACACCUCGAGGUACCGUGUGCGCGUGAAGGGUGCCAGUGAUUUCGUGGACUGUCCACCCGGUACUACCCUUGUACUUUCGGACUACAGUGCUGAGUUCUGGUCUGGUGCAAUCAUGUGUGCACCAUACAAGGAGGUGUGCCACAAAUCAUUUUGCCCCUAUUUAAACGGUGACAAUAACAAAGACAAACACAACAGCAAAAAUUUUAAAGCUUCAUCUAGUGCUACUAGCAUUGCAUACCAGUUCACUUACACGCUUGUUGCAGCGCUGACAGCAAUGAUUGUCCUCGCUGAAUAUUGA